Strongylocentrotus purpuratus (purple sea urchin) is the source of this 2861-nucleotide messenger RNA. RefSeq names its product heparan sulfate glucosamine 3-O-sulfotransferase 1. Gene Ontology annotation, molecular function: [heparan sulfate]-glucosamine 3-sulfotransferase activity. The transcript is spliced from 2 exons. Bases 401 to 1606 code for a protein of 401 amino acids. Lineage: Eukaryota; Metazoa; Echinodermata; Echinoidea; Camarodonta; Strongylocentrotidae. The record is from RefSeq and is a predicted model, not a curated record.
UGGUGAAUGUUUGAUAAUAUUGUUUAUUAUUAUUAUCACGGAAGUUAUAUAUAUUUUUAAUCACUCUUUAGGUUUUCAUGAUGAUGGAUUUACUAAUGGUAAAACGGUGGACCUUAUACGAACAAACCUCAUUCAUGAAGCACCUCUGGUACGAGGGAGAAGAUUAGCGGCCAUAGCCUGGCUUGCUAACUCUAACCAGUGGUAGGGUCCAUCCCUGCUCUAUAUAAGGAUAACUCCUAGCUUACUCUGAUCGAUAUGUCGCGAGGAAGACAAUGUACUGUGAUCGGAAGAACUCGACGCACACCGCUUCUACACAUUACGAGCCUUACCUGUCUUAGGAAUCUUUCAAUUUGUACCACAUAUUUUCGUCGUUUGAAAAAGAAUCCAUUGCGACUACACCAUGAAGCGGAAGUGUCUAUCCCCCAGAUCGUCGGUGGCAGCCAUCUGUAUCUGCUUCAUUCUGAUUAUGAUCUUCGCUUUGAGUGGCAACAGUCGACAAGGAGAACAGUUACUGGGGAGUCCAACUCACCGUGUUUCAGGUUCUCGCCAUGUUUCACAGUUGACCCUGAACAGUCGACAAGGAGAACAGUUACUGGGGAGUCCAACUCACCGUGUUUCAGGUUCUCGCCAUGUUUCACAGUUGACCCUGAACAGUUCACAACAUCCUUUCACUCUCUUUCAGAGCAGAUGGAGCUGCAAAAAUGAGAGAGCGAUCAAGACAAGAAACCUGGAUUGCAAAAGCCGGUUGCCUGAUGUGAUCGGUAUAGGUGCAAAGAAAUGUGGAACCGGUGCGCUCGAAUUCUUUCUUCGCGGGCACCCAGCUCUACACAUAGCGGCUGUUGUAGAGGCCCAUCAAUGGGAUUGGCACCCGACAAGGAGUAUCGAAAAGUAUCGACAACUAAUGCCCAGAACUUCACAGUAUCAAUUGACCAUGGAGAAAACGCCAGCGUACUUUGUUGCAGACGACAUACCUGCCGCGAUAGCGCGGGACGUUUCACGCGAUAUCAAGCUCUUGCUUAUCCUGCGAGACCCCGUAAAACGCGCCAUUUCUGACUACACUCACAUCUUGGACGUGUUCCCGAAAAUGGCGCGUAAACAACGGUACGGCACCAGGAGACGGGGAAGGGUACCAAAGUACCCUCAAGCAAACAUAUCUUACGUCAUAGAAGACACAUUUGAAACCAGCGUACUAAACGAAGACGGUACAGUGAACGCCGAUAAUGCCAUCAUCUUUACAGGGUUGUACUCACGCCAUCUCCGUAAUUGGUUCAAGAUUUUCCCUCGCAAACAGAUACUUAUACUGGAUGGUGAUUUGUUUUCUAAGAAUCCACUACCUCAACUCCAAGCCACCGAAUCGUUCUUGGGGCUGCCAAAAUACUUCGACGCCGACAAAAUAUAUUUUGAUAAAGCCAAAGGGUUUUUCUGUCUGGCAAUGCCAUAUAAGCUCUGCAUGGAAAGAACUAAAGGCAGAAAGCACCCUAAAGUGAAAAGAGAUACUCUUAGAAAAUUGUACACAUUUUAUGAACCAUAUGAUAAAGAACUUGAGAUUCUAACGGGAAGGAAUUUUUCAUGGAUGAAUCUCAACAAUGAUGAAGUCACUGGUUGAUAAUAAACUUUUUAAAUCUUUCAGUUUCCAAGCAGCUUGACAAAAUUAUAUAGGCUAUAUAUUUAUUUAUUCGCUUAUUAAUUCGUUUAUUUAUUUAGUCUUAUAUUACCAGGAUGGAUUCAACAGUGACAUGGACACUGCUUACAAGAAUUCUCUGCAAAUUAACAAAUUAUGGACAGUAUUAUACAAGAUAUAGACUUUAUAACAAAAAAAUUGAUCCCAAAAAAUAAUUUAUUAGUCACACAAAAAUAUACGAGACCAAAAAAAAAAACAGAUUCUAACUCAGCCAGUAUAGAUCAAGUGUCAAUCAUAUUUUAAUCAUUUUCAAAAUCAAACUCGGGUUCCAUACACAUUAGUGUAAUAUCUGUCUCUUCAAUGCAAAUUUUUAGACUUUUAUCAUUUGAAAUCAUACAAUCUUGAAUAAUGUUAGAUAAUCAUGUCAUUCAAAUUUAAUAGAUAAUAUAAAACCAUAGCUUACAAUGUUGAUGCAGCAAUUUACCUUAUAUCUCUGAAUCUUCCCAUUAUAUACAUUUUAUUGCUAUAUGUAUUUGAACUCUUUUCUCAUUUAUACUUAUGGUAGACUAGAUGUAGUAAAUAGCAAAAUGGUAGAAUGUAAUAUGCUAUAAUUCUAUGACCAUACAAUGUCAUGUAUAUAAAUAUAUAUAUAUAUCAUAUAUAUAUAUAUAAUGAUGAUGUAAACAACGGUUUAAAAAAACAAAAAAACAAUUUGUUCACUAUUCAUCUGUUACAGUUAUACUUGAUAUACUAUGCAGUUUUUUCAUUAUGAAAUGAUCAUGCAGAAUACUAAAAAACAACAUAUUUUUCUUCUUUCUUAUUAAAUUGAUUUUGGUUUCUACGUCCAUUUUAUUUUAAAGGACAGACAUGAAUAGAAAAAUCUUAAAUACAUUUAAAAACAAAAAAAUUUAAGUAUAAUAAAAGUUGAAAUCAUUGUAUUCAAGAGGUAGUAUGCAAUUAAGUGGAGAACUUGUAAUUUUUUUACUCUACGCAUCUACUUUUAUUUCAUCUACGAAUUCUGCAUUUGGGUAAAAUCACAUCAUCAAAUGCUCUUCAACAUUUUACUCCGUUUUUUUAUCGGAUUGAUUUUUGUAAUAUUUCUUUUUCAAUGUAAAGUAAAUGUUUAUGAAUUAUGUAUUAUAAUCCUCUUGACGUUAUCAUUGCUGUUGAAUGUUUAUAUUCAUUUUUAUAAAUGAAUCUUGAAUAUCAGAAAUGAAUUAUUGAUUUGUUAGUUUUCUGU